Messenger RNA from Carassius auratus (goldfish), 2519 nucleotides. Its product is annotated as dystonin-like. Gene Ontology annotation, cellular component: membrane; intermediate filament; cytoplasm. The coding region runs from base 204 to 2519 and encodes 771 amino acids. Gene Ontology annotation, molecular function: structural molecule activity; protein binding. The transcript is spliced from 12 exons. Gene Ontology annotation, biological process: intermediate filament cytoskeleton organization; wound healing. The record is from RefSeq and is a predicted model, not a curated record. NCBI's taxonomy places the organism in Eukaryota, Metazoa, Chordata, Actinopteri, Cypriniformes, Cyprinidae.
AAGCUUAAUGGGCUUUGUCUGAGCUGAUGAAUCUCUUUUGAUGACAGGAGUGGAAACUGGAAACUAGUAGACUACUAUUUCCUUGAAAGGGUAAGAUCUUUAAACAGUAUCUUCUCACUUUGACUUUCCUUGUGUUGUAGGUAGUUUAGAUGACACCUGUAUGUAUGGCACAGGGAUCCAAUUAUCCCGUAGACUGAAGAAUCAUGGGUAACCUAAUUAGCAGACCUAGCUGUUUGGGACAAAAGUCCAAACAAGUCAAGUCAGAGGAGAGCGUCUUGAAAGGGUGCUACCAGCAACGGAGAGAAUGGUCGCUCCCAGAGCCUCCUAGAGAAGAAACAAGGAAAGAGGACGUGGAAGAGGUUCUUCGGCAAACUCCAACACCGGAAAAGCAGAGGAGUUCCCCAGCCCCUACUGUCACCACGACCAGCACUCUGGACAAUGCCUGGCGAAGCACUCCAUCCCCGGUAAAAACACCACAAAAUGAUUCUUUGCCCAGAAGGAGUAAUAUUCCGGAGUAUAGAAGGUCCCCCCUGAGUCAGUAUGGGUCCGUGGACAGGAGAGGCAGCCUGCAGAGAAGGGAUUCUGGAAGUCCCUGGUCCUGGAAGCCUCUGAACACUCGAGAGGUCACUGAAGUCACAGAGGUGACAGAGACGAUUGUUACAGAGAUUGUAGAGGUGACAGAGUAUCCUUCUUCAGGGAAAGGAGGUGACCCUAUUGUUACUAGAACUGUUAGAGUCCUUACUGGAGCUGCUGGGGAACUUGCAGAGGUGCAGAGUGAUGGUCAAUCGAGUUCAGACCAGGAAUCAAGUCUAGAUCAAUGGAAGGAUGGCAGAAGUGUUGUGACUCUGAAAGAUGAGUUCAGGGAUCCGUUGAAAUUCCAGCAAAAUCUGGAAAUGCUGCUGACGUGGGUCUGCGAGAUUGAGGAGCUGGCAGCCAAUCAAAAACCACCAUCCUCAGAGUUUAAAGUGGUGAAAGCACAGCUGCAAGAACAGAAGCUCUUACAGCGCCUCGUAGAGGACAGGAGAGCCAGUAUGGAGACCAUGAUGCAGGAGGGUCCACACCUGGCAGAACAGCUUCAGGAAAAUGACAGUGAAAAGCCCAAAGUGCAGCUUGCACAGCUCAAGCUCAAGUGGGAGGCUCUACUUCAGGGCGCCAACAGCAGACACAGGACUCUGGAGGACAUUCUGCCAAGAGCUCAGCUAUUCCAGGAGAUGACAGAUAGACUUCAGCAAUGGCUGAUAUCUGUGGAUCAGGAAUUAGCUGAGCUCCGCUCUGCAGAAAGAGGGAUGCUCCAUCUGCAGGAAGCCACAGGACAAGCCAAGGCAGUAAUGGAAGAGAUAAAAGCUAAGAGUGUCGACCUGGGGAAACUCCAGCAAUGUGCUCGUGAGCUCAUGGAAAAGAUUUCAGAGGAGGAAACCCAGCUGGUGCAGGAGCAGGUGGACAGUCUGCGUAUCCGGUACUCAGUGAUGAGUCUGGGUAGUGCUGAUGUCCUGCAGAGGCUGGAACUGGCUUUGGAGGCAUCUAGUCGAUGUACCUCCAGUCAGGAAGACCUCCACAUGUGGCUUGGUCGAAUCGAGAGAGAGCUGCUUGCUCCUGCUGCCAAGAGCCAAUCUGGGGACGCAGUCUUGUGUUCUUCUGAGAGGCAGAAGCUGGAACAGGCUGUUGAGAAAGAGUUGGCUUGGUUUAAAGACACCUCACUGGCACUGGAGGAGCUCAGAGCCAUUAAUCUGGAACCAGACAUCAUCGCAGCCAAGUUCAAUGAGCAGAAAAUACUUGCUGUAGAGAUUCUGCAGCACAAGUUUAACAUUGAGAAAAUGGUGAAGAUAUUGGAACUCCUGCAGAUGUACACUGGGGAUGGGGAGACACUGAGACUCCUGUCUUCCAUAGACACCUUACAGGAGCAGUAUCGAGUCACUACUGCCACUAAUUCCCAAGUCUUGCUUCAACUGGAACAUGCUCAGUCGCUCUUGUCUCAGUUCUCAGAGGGCUAUGCUGAGGUUUUACCAUGGUUGCAGGAAACCAAAGCCCUUAUUGGCCAGUUUACCCUGAACACCAUCAGCUAUGAGGCUUUCAGAGAACAACAGGACCUCUUACAGAGAAUCAGGGAAUCCACAGCAGAGCAUAAGCCACUGAUAGCACGACUGAUCAUGCUGGCCCGGCGUCUAUCAGACCUGAAUACAGCUCAGGGACAGGAGUUCUGCCAGAAAGCUAGGGACACUGAAGACCAGCACCUGUCCAUCAGAGACAGGGUUCGAGAAGCUGCUGGAGUACUGGAGGAGUCUCUGCCCCGCUAUACACAGCUGAAUGAGAGGAUGACUCUGAUUGGAGAAAGACUGGAGCGGCUGUGUAGUCACCUGCAGGCCUCAAUGGCUCUUCAAGGCCUCACCCCACGAAUUCAGGAGCAGCUACAGGACAACAAGCACACAUUGUCUGAGCUCUCCAAAAUGGAUCUGGACCUCAGUAGUGUGAGGACACAGGCUUCAGGAGCUCCUGUCCAACACAGGGGCUCUCGCGGAUAG